This is a messenger RNA of Melanaphis sacchari, 760 nucleotides long. RefSeq names its product cytochrome c oxidase subunit 4 isoform 1, mitochondrial-like. Gene Ontology annotation, biological process: mitochondrial electron transport, cytochrome c to oxygen. The record is from RefSeq and is a predicted model, not a curated record. The coding region runs from base 116 to 706 and encodes 196 amino acids. The transcript has 4 exons. Lineage: Eukaryota; Metazoa; Arthropoda; Insecta; Hemiptera; Aphididae.
AAUAUCGCAGUAAUAAUUUUCCGAGUUCGUUUUUUUACCUUUUAACCUCUUGGACAAUUUCGCCAAUACAGUGCCUUAGCUGUUAGUUGAUCGAUCGUAACUACAAACAACAAAAAUGUAUUCUCGUGCGAUAGUCCGUUCGUUCUUAGCGCGCUCGCCCGCGUACAACAAACUGGCGGCCAACAGCUCGACGGCGGCCGUAUUCCAAGCCGAGCCGAAGCCCCCUGUACAGGGUGUGAUGCAAGUGCGCGAAGACAAGACCGUCGGUCGCGACAUUGUCGGUUAUGGUCUGAAUGGCGAACCACAAUACUUCGACACCAUCACCUUCCCUUUCCCCAGUGUUAGAUUUAUGAAGAACACACCCGAAAUAUUGGCUCUGCGGGAAAAAGAAAAGGGAGACUGGAAAAAAUUAACUCUAGAAGAAAAGAAAAAAUUGUAUAGAGCAAGUUUUUGCCAGACAUUAGUUGAGGUAGAUGCACCAACUGGUGAAUGGAAAGCUAUAUUUGGAUGGGUCAUGGUGUGGGUAGCUAUUGCCGUUUUUUCUUUUGUCGGUGUCCGUAAAUACUUGACUAACACUGCUGAUGAUCCAUCAUUGUCUCUUGAGCACCGUCAAGCCCAAUUGAAACGUAUGAUUGAUUUACGAGUUGACCCAGUUGAUGGUUUGUCCUCAAAUUGGGAUUACGAAAAGAACACAUGGAAAAGUUAAUUCUUCAAACUUUUUGUAUUAUAUAUGUUUUUUUUUUUUUUUUUAAUAUAUAGG